Leptinotarsa decemlineata (Colorado potato beetle) is the source of this 199-nucleotide messenger RNA. Its product is annotated as dolichyl-diphosphooligosaccharide--protein glycosyltransferase subunit 4. The record is from RefSeq and is a predicted model, not a curated record. NCBI's taxonomy places the organism in Eukaryota, Metazoa, Arthropoda, Insecta, Coleoptera, Chrysomelidae.
GAUGGUGACUGACGUCCAUUUGGCUGUUCUGUCCAAUGCUUUGGGAAUAGUACUCUUCCUUCUGGUGGUUCUUUUUCACUACGUCAACGCAAAUUAUUCCAAACAGUAAUGAAGUUCUUUCUGUUCGUGAUAUAUUUCUGUAAAAGUCCAUUAUUCAUAUGUAAAUAAAUGAUUUUUUUCACCUAAUUUUCCAUGCAUA